Cucumis melo (muskmelon) is the source of this 547-nucleotide messenger RNA. RefSeq lists its product as uncharacterized. Lineage: Eukaryota; Viridiplantae; Streptophyta; Magnoliopsida; Cucurbitales; Cucurbitaceae. The coding region runs from base 64 to 312 and encodes 82 amino acids. The record is from RefSeq and is a predicted model, not a curated record. The transcript has a single exon.
UCAAAUUUCACCAACAAAAUUUGGAAUUGAAAAGCGAUUAUUGUAGAGAGAAGAAAGAAGAAAAUGAGUUCAUCAACAAGAGCGUUGAUCGUAGCGGCCACCGUCGGCGUUGUGGAGGCACUUAAGGAUCAAGGAAUUUGCCGGUGGAAUCAUAUCUUAAGAUCGGCGCAUCACUACGCCAGAAACCAUGUUGGGUCUAUUUCUCAGGCUAAGAAAUUCUCCUCCGCCGUGUCUUCCGCCAACCGCCUCCAACAGUCGGAGGAAUCUCUCAGAACAGUUAUGUAUCUUAGCUGUUGGGGUCCUAAUAACUGAACCCACCUGAAUCUUUCAUCCAACCAGAUACUCCGGUUGGACUGGCGGCUUUCCGAGUCAAAAAAGACAUUGCUGUCCGGUUUUGGAGCACUUGAGCUCACUUUUAUCUUCCUCCCUUCAUCAGUUUGUAAUUGUAAUUAAAUGUUUAAUGGAGGAUUUGGGAGCUAGUCUGAUUCUUUCAACAACUGUAAACCCAAUAUUUCCCUUUAUUAAUACCGGAUUAUUGAUUAUUGAA